CUCUACGUCCCCCGCCCUACGCUUGUCGAGCGUUUCCGCCAAGAUGGUUGUCGGUGCCUUCCCUAUCGCCAAGCUCCUGUACCUCGGAGUAAGGCAGAUGAGCAAGCCUAUAGCGAACCGAAUAAAAGCAGGAGCCCGGAGAAGCGAGUUCUUUAAGAAUUACAUCUGUCUGCCCCCGGCACAGAUUUACCACUGGAUCGAGAUGAGAACGAAGAUGCGGAUCAUGGGUUUUCGGGGUGCCACCAUUAAGCCUCUGAACGAGGAACUGGCUGCGGAGCUGGGCGCAGAGCUGCUGGGAGAGGGAAUCAUCUUCAUCAUCGGGGGUGGCUGCAUGGUGCUGGAGUACAGCAGGCAGGCCGCCAACUCCCGCCGCAAAGAAGAGGAGCAGAACGAGGUCAUCAUAAGCCUACAAACUCAGAUGGCAGAUCUCGCAAUAACCACAGAGACUCUCGACGCUCGGCUCAGAGAGAUCAACAGACAACUCGUGUCCUUUCCUCUUCCAAACAAAAAGUGAUUCAAUGGGUUAUUUGCUAUGUGACAUGACCCUGUUUGUUGUGUGAAAAAACAACAGUACACAAACAUAGUACUUCCAUGUGUACAGCUUGAUAUGCCCAUUGGGUUGGGUAGAAAGGGUGGAUACAAAUCAGGGAGCUCUGGAUGUGGGUGCUCGAGCUGUAAAAGGAGAUUGCUAUGAUAUUCAUAGUGUAUUCCUGUGGUUGAUCUUGCAUGUUCAUUAUUAAGUUGUACAUAAACAUUUGCAAUAAAUUGCGAUGGCACCCUUGAAAUAUAAUAUAUUUUACAAAAGCUCCAGAAAAUAACUUUCCUCUGAUUUCCAGUAUUUCACUGACCUUAAUAUUUUCAUGCUCCAUUUCAUGCUUCGAUUGUGGGAUUAUUUUAUGAUGAUAAUUAGCAUCUUGUGCACUUGUAUUAAAGGACGAAAACCCCCAAAUAUAUAUUGGGACACAUUUUUGGAUUUCUUUAAAAGAGGGUUGCCAUACAGGGUCAUGGACAUGUGGUGGUGUAUUGACACUGUAAUUCCCUUUUUAUGGUUCAUGUACAUUGGAUGUGAUGAACACUGUAAAAGGAUGGUGUAAAAUAAAAUGGUUCCCUGUCUGAUAA
Messenger RNA from Eleginops maclovinus (Patagonian blennie), 1119 nucleotides. It is a transcript of the gene opa3, whose product is annotated as outer mitochondrial membrane lipid metabolism regulator OPA3. Gene Ontology annotation, biological process: regulation of lipid metabolic process. Gene Ontology annotation, cellular component: mitochondrion. Lineage: Eukaryota; Metazoa; Chordata; Actinopteri; Perciformes; Eleginopidae. The record is from RefSeq and is a predicted model, not a curated record. The transcript is spliced from 2 exons. Bases 44 to 514 code for a protein of 156 amino acids.